This is a messenger RNA of Morone saxatilis (striped sea-bass), 1406 nucleotides long. RefSeq names its product ubiquitin-conjugating enzyme E2 H-like. Gene Ontology annotation, cellular component: nucleus. Bases 296 to 847 code for a protein of 183 amino acids. Gene Ontology annotation, biological process: ubiquitin-dependent protein catabolic process; protein polyubiquitination. Gene Ontology annotation, molecular function: ubiquitin conjugating enzyme activity. The transcript is spliced from 7 exons. NCBI's taxonomy places the organism in Eukaryota, Metazoa, Chordata, Actinopteri, Moronidae. The record is from RefSeq and is a predicted model, not a curated record.
UGAUGUCAGUCUUCAGGACAGGACUCAACUAGGCAGAGCUGGUUGGAGAAAACACUGAAGAUCCACUGAGAGGAGGAAGAGAAGCAAAAAAGAAAAAAAGAAAAAGUGGGCGAUGUUGCAGCUAGGAUCUUGUUUGUGGACAUUGUGGGAAGACUGUUGAUACAGUCCGGAUUGCUUUUUGUACGUAUUUUUGUUCCCUGAAGCUGAGCUGAAAGACUCAUCGCCGCAGUAUUUCUUUCUUUUUUUUUUUUUUUUACACUAACGUUAGAUCACUUCUGGAAAAAGGAAUACAAAAAUGUCGUCUCCAAGUCCGGGCAAGAGGCGAAUGGAUACCGACGUGGUGAAACUCAUUGAGAGCAAGCACGAGGUCACCAUCCUCAGUGGACUCAACGAGUUUGUGGUCAAGUUCCAUGGACCGCCUGGAACGGCGUAUGAGGGAGGUGUGUGGAAGGUCAGAGUGGACCUACCAGAUAAAUACCCCUUCAAAUCACCAUCAAUAGGAUUCAUGAAUAAAAUCUUUCAUCCCAACAUUGAUGAAGCGUCAGGAACUGUGUGUUUAGACGUCAUUAACCAGACAUGGACCGCUCUCUACGAUCUCACCAACAUCUUUGAGUCGUUCCUCCCUCAGCUGCUCGCCUACCCAAACCCCAUCGAUCCUCUGAACGGGGACGCAGCUGCCAUGUACCUGCACCGGCCGGAGGAUUAUAAACACAAGAUCAAAGAGUACAUCCAAAGGUACGCCACAGAGGAGGCUCUAAAGGAGCAGGAGGAGGGAGGGGGCGACUCCUCUUCAGAGAGCUCCAUGUCAGACUUUUCGGAGGACGAGGCUCAGGACAUGGAGUUAUAGUGAAAGGGGGGAGAUCCUGUCCCCUUCACCUCACAACAGACUGUCGUUUCCUAAAGAGCAGAAACUCAGUACUAUAUUCAUAUUUAAACGAGACAAUUUUUUACAGCGACACAAGGAUUUUUAUUGCUACACAAGGAUUUGCAGUAUGAUAUUGCAGAAUAUUAACCCUUAUUUAGGAAUUCAUGACCCACCCGACCCCCAUUGCCCUCCUCUUCGCCCCCCCAGAGAGCCUGUUUAGAUCAGAAAGGAGUGCAUCAUUCAUUUCCAUGAUCUUUAGCGUGGCUUCAGUCAAAGCCUUUCACAGUCCAGCUGAGCCGUGAGACCAGAGGACUGACAUCCACACAAAACUGUUUCCCAUUUAGUUCCACAAAGCCAGACCUCACCACACCUCGAGUCGUAACACGCUCAGUCGUUUCUUUUUUCUUUAUUUGACAUCUCACUGCAUCAUCGGACAUAUUUGCCCCACCGAAAGAGGACGGCGGGAUGACAAUCCACGAUUUCUGAGCGAUCUCAACUUCAAAAGAGAGUGGAAACCCAUUUUUCUUUAACCUGUCACCUU